AUGCAUAUGCCUUUUGAAGAAUUCGAGCGAGUAAUGGUUGCUUGUUUCGAAGUAUUUUCAACAUGGGAUGAUGAAUAUGAUCGGUUACAAAGUUUAAUGCGAGAUAUCAUCAAAAAGAAACGUGAUGAACAGCUGAGAAUGAUUUGGCGAAGUAAUCCGGCACACCGUCGAUUACAACUCCGGCUGGAUCAAAUGAGGAAGUUUCGGCACCAACAUGAACAACUGAGACAAGUAAUUGUGCGCGUUUUGCGACCUGCACGUAGUGCUCAAGCAGAUAAAACGAAAGACACUGCUGGCGAAUCGAAUGAUAUAUCAGCCAUCAAUGGUGUAGUUGUAAAUGAAAGUGGCAACAAGAUCUCUGUAAAGGUUGGUGGUAAAGAGCAACCACUUUUAGUUGCAUCUGAUGCUAAUGCAAUCGAAGAAGUUAACCUAGCUUACGAAAUAGUGAAAGAGAUCGAUUGUUUGGAUGUUAGCAAGGAAGGCAGUGAUGUUUGGGAAGCAGCAGUCAAGCGCUAUGAUGAACGCAUCGAUCGUGUGGAAACUCGAAUAGCUGCACGUCUUCGGGAUCUUCUAGGGACAGCAAAAAAUGCAAAUGAAAUGUUUCGAUAUUUUUCGCGUUUUAAUGCUUUAUUUGUGCGUCCCCACAUAAGAGGUGCCAUACGAGAAUAUCAAACACAACUUAUACAACGAGUCAAAGAUGAUAUUGAAGCUUUACAUGCGAAAUUCAGAGUACAGUACACAUCUAGCAAAGCUUAUCAUAUGACAAAACUACGUGAUCUACCUCCAGUUGCUGGGUCCAUUAUUUGGGCCCGUCAAAUCGAGCGGCAACUUAAUGCCUACCUACGACGAGUUGAGGAUGUUUUAGGCAAAGGCUGGGAACAACACCGUGAAGGGCAGGUUCUUAAAGCUGAUGGAGACAGUUUUAAAGCCAAACUAAACACCAACGAACUUUUUGAGGAUUGGUCUAGAAAAGUGCAACAGAAACAAACCUCAGUUUCUGGUCGUAUUUUCAAUAUUGAACCUAUUCGAGCCAAACUUAAGGUUAACUUUCAAUUAGAAGUUAUAACUCUUGCUAAGGAGGUGCGUAAUAUGAAGUGGCUUGGUUUCCGUGUGCCUCUUGGGAUAGUUAACAGGGCUCAUCAAACCAAUCAACUAUAUCCUUAUGCUAUAUCUCUUAUCGAAAGUGUACGAACCUAUGAAACCGCCUGUGGUAAAAUAGAAGAAAACCAACGACAGAAUAUUGGUCUUUUAUGCGCUGGAUUGCGACGUGAAGUUCAGCUUCUUAUCGCUGAAGGCAUAUCUCUAGUUUGGGAGUCCUACCGCCUUGGUUUAUUUGUACAACGUCUUGCAGAAACAGUUCUACAAUUUCAAGAAAAAGUUGAUGACCUUCUGGUCACUACUCGAGAAAUCGAUCAAGAAGUUAAAGCACUAGAAACUUGUAAUUUUUCAAAGUCAGUUUUCGAAGAAAUUCUAGGUAAAAUUCAGAAGUCAGUGGAUGAGUUGAAUCUCCAUCAAUAUUCGAAUUUGCCUCAAUGGGUAGCUCGUUUAGAUGAAGAAGUUGAACAUCGCCUGGUUACUCGUCUUGAAGCUGGUAUUUGUGAAUGGACACGUGUUUUACUGGGCAACGAAAAUCCGUCUGAUGCAGGUGAUUCAGAUGAUACACAUUCAACAUCACAAUUGAAACAUCGAUUGGGUGGUGAGCCAAAAAUUAAGCCAUUAGUUCAUGAACUUCGAAUAACUAAUCAACAAAUUCAUCUACAUCCCAGUAUCGAGGUCGCUCGACACGAGCUCAUAGUUAAUCUCAGUUCUUGGGAAAGCAUGGUUCUCAGCCUACCUCGAAUUCAACAUUCACGUUACCAGGUCGGUAUCGAGUCAGAUACCGAUACACAGAAGAAUUAUAAGAAACUUAUAUAUAAACUGGAAAAUGCUGGUGAAUCUUUAGCCAAAGCUCAUAAAGCAAUCGUUCAGGUGACAGGUGAAGCAAAAGAAUAUGUUAAAACAUGGACAAGUUAUCAAGCGCUUUGGGAUCUCCAAAGCGAUCAAGUGUAUGGUCGUCUUGGUUCUGAUACUCAGAUUUGGAUGAAUCUUUUGGAUGAAAUUAAAAGUAUGCGUCAACAUUUUGAUGUAGCAGAAACUCAAAAAAGCUUUGGUCCAAUCAUCAUUAUGUUCGGUAAAGUUCAAUCUAAAGUUUCACUGAAAUACGAUAAUUGGCAUAAAGAUAUUUUGAGCAAGUUUGGAAGUCAUUUAGGUUCAGAAAUGCAAGACUUGUUCUCGCAAGUAUCGAAGGCUCGUGUUGAUCUUGAACAACAAGCCAUAGAAGCUGGUAGUACCGGUGAAGCUGUCAAUGCUAUUACCUACACACAAGCUGUUAAAAGAAAAAUGAAAGUGUGGGAAAAGCAAGUUGAACUGUAUCGUUCUGGUCAGAACAUCUUGUAUCGUGAUCGUUUUCAGUUUCCAUCUAAUUGGUUGGAUUCAGAAAAUAUUCUUGGGGAAUGGAGUGCAUUCCAAGAAAUUUUACGACGGAAAGAAACUAGUAUUGGCUCUCAAGUAGCAAGUCUUCAAAUGAAAGUUGUUGCCGAGGAUAAGGUUGUUGAAAGCAAAACCUGUGAACUAUUGUCAUCUUGGGAUAAAGAAAAACCUAUUGCCGGUAAUCUAAAACCGGAAGAAGCUGUCAACCAGUUAACUAUAUUAGAAGGGAAGUUUAAUCGUCUACGUGAAGAGCGUGAUAAUAUUCAACGUGCUAAAGAAGCCUUAGAGUUGACUGAAUCUGGAGUAAUAUCACCCACAGAACAACGUGUACAAGUGGCCUUUGAAGAACUUCAGGAUCUCAAAAAUGUUUGGCUUGAAUUGUCUCGUAUAUGGGAACAAAUUGAGAUAAUGAAGGAAACUCCUUGGCAAACUGUACAACCGCGCAAUAUCAGGCAGCAGUUAGAUGCAUUGGCAGGACAAUUAAAGGAACUUCCAGCCAGACUGAGACAGUAUUCAUCGUAUGAACACGUCAAACGGACUCUUCAAAAUUAUGCAAAGUUCAAUUUUAUGAUAGUGGAAUUGAAAUCUGAAGCACUGAAAGAUCGUCACUGGAAAUCUUUGAUGAAAAAACUCAACGUUAAUUGGACUAUGUCUGAAUUAACACUCGGUCAUAUGUGGGAAUUAGAUCUUCAGCAAAAUGAAGCAGUUAUCAAAGAAGUUUUACUUGUUGCCCAGGGUGAAAAAGCUUUAGAAGAAUUCUUGAAACAAGUAACAGAAGUAUGGAAAAACUAUACUCUUGAGCUUGUAGCUUAUCAAAUAAAUGUCGACUAA
Heterobilharzia americana is the source of this 3300-nucleotide messenger RNA. NCBI's taxonomy places the organism in Eukaryota, Metazoa, Platyhelminthes, Trematoda, Strigeidida, Schistosomatidae. The record is from the annotation of a GenBank genome assembly.